This is a messenger RNA of Protopolystoma xenopodis, 621 nucleotides long. The record is from the annotation of a GenBank genome assembly. Lineage: Eukaryota; Metazoa; Platyhelminthes; Monogenea; Polystomatidea; Polystomatidae.
AUGACGGCCGCUACCCAAAACUCCAUCACUACAGCACCUAACGCAAGUUCACAAGAGCCUCCUGCGGUUGCAUUGGCCAGCUGCAUGCGGAUCGCCGUGGUGGCGGCCAAAGCUGCUGCUGCUGCAGCCACCGCAGUUGCAACAGCGGCUGCUGGAUCAAAAAGAGGUGCUCUACAUUUUGCUUCAUCUGCACGAAACAUAGAGCAACUAGUUCCUGCAGAUCUGUUACAGUCUGAGUCAUUUGAUGUGAAUGUACUCGAUCUAGACCUUGCGUUGGCGAUGCAAGACCGAGAAUCGGGCUCCUUAGAAUCGGGUUCGAGGCCGGCCAGCUUAUCGACUAUAUCGGAAGAGGAGGUGCCACCUCCUGGGCUGCAGGUCGAUUUGGGGUCGUCAGAACACUGUUCGGAAGGUACGUCUGGAAAGCCUUUAGGCACUAAAGGUCCCUCAUCUAGAGAGUCCCAGCAAUUAAUGUCACCAGCACAUCGUUACUGGCCAGGUUCUAUUCAGCAGUACAGAUACGAGCACCAUUAUCAUCAUCAUCUCCAUUCACAAGGACAGCGACAACCUCCAAGCACAUAUCCGAAGGACAAAAUCGAUCAAGUAAGUUUAGCAACUAGUUAG